Messenger RNA from Symbiodinium sp. CCMP2456, 1269 nucleotides. The record is from the annotation of a GenBank genome assembly. Lineage: Eukaryota; Dinophyceae; Suessiales; Symbiodiniaceae.
AUGCCCCUGGUACUGGACUAUGCACUCAGCCUGGAACAAACUCCGACAGCAUCGGGACUCUAUAUGGGCAUCCAGCUGAUCGCAUCGGUUCUGGGAACCCUCGUUGGCAAUCAGCUGGUUACCGAGACGAGGUGGAACCAGUUCUUCGUCAGGACUGCCACGAGCAGCCGUGUGAACCUCGUUUGGUGGACAGGCUUUGUUUGGAGCUUCGUGGUAGCCUUUGUUGCCGGCAUUCCGAACGUUAUUGGCGUGCUCCUAUGGACCAAAGUCACCAACCCAGGCAAUCGCACGAUAUGGACCGUCAUAAUGCAAUGCUCCCGAAGCGCCGGCAUGGCAAUCGGCCCUGUCUGUUUCUCGAUCCUAAGCCGAGCGGUUAUCAACGGAGGCGAGGCGGUGAGCCCUCGAAGCAUGAUGGCUUGGGUUUCCGUCUUCAGUAAUUGGAUAACCCUCAUCUCCCUCACCAUCUGUGUCUUCGGCCUGCCCACCGAGCUCCCCGUUGCACUCCCCGAGAUCCCGGCCGAAACUCCCCACCGGGCGAGGAAGUCGGGGGAAGCCCGGCCGGAGGACCUGGAGGAUCCCGAGAGACAGACGGUGUACUGGAAGAUGUUCGCCCACUUCUGUGAGCGGCCGAUGACGCUUGCAGCAAUUGAGGUGUCCAUCACCAUGAUGCUGGAGAUGCUAUACGGCUGGGAUGCCUAUCAUUGUGGCUUCUGCUUAACUAUCAUGUGUCCGGUGGGCAUCGUCCUAGCCGUCGUCAUGAAGAUAUUGAUCAACAGCGGCUUCGUUUCAGAGUCCUCCGUCUAUUUCUCUGCGAUGCUGGCCUCCGUCUUCGGCGCUGCCAUGCUUUUUGAUGGGGGCAAUGCUGGGGCCUGGACCCUCAUCACAGGUGGUACGGUCAUUUUCAGUGGAACUGCCGUGGCGAAUGGCAUUGCAGAUGGUUGGGGCUCCCGGGCCGCGAAGGAGGGCACCAGUUUCGGCCAGGCACAGUUCCAGCUACUGAAGCUUCUCGCCAUCUGCCUCGGCAACUUUGCUGGGGACACUGGUGGCCGCUUUCUGGUUGAUUUCGGUGGUCGCAACACGUACGCAGGGGCUCAGCUUGUGCUGUGCCUACUGGGAGCACACACUGCGUAUGGAGCCUGCCGGCCCCUUUGGGCCAAGCAAAACGAGGAAUGGGAGUCUCAGGAAUCUGAUGCCAAGAGCCCUGGCUGUAAGUUGCCUUCAGCUCCGGAGGACUCACCGAACCCUUCCGAGGCUUCACCUUUCAGGUAG